Porites evermanni is the source of this 33382-nucleotide messenger RNA. The record is from the annotation of a GenBank genome assembly. NCBI's taxonomy places the organism in Eukaryota, Metazoa, Cnidaria, Anthozoa, Scleractinia, Poritidae.
AACAAAAUGGCGGCAGUUAUUAAGGUUCGUUUCGAUUGGAAGUAUGUUUUUGAUUUCCCAGCUUCGUAGCAGAUUUCGAUUGUUGUAUGAUCAGUAGGAUGGAUAAAGGCAGGAAAAGAUCCCGCCAUCACUUUGAAAGAGGAAAAUCUCCUAAGAAGGAAAGACAAAAGAGGAGUUUAGUAUGGGAAGAUCAUCGCUCCACUUUAGAUGAACUUUUCUUCAGGAACAGUGAUUUGAUCAAAAGGUUCGUCAGUCCACAACGGGCGUGUGUUAAACCAGUAGAAUUAUGCUCGUUCAGUGUAUAUGUAGAUUAGAUGGAGCUUUUAAUCAAGUAAAUAUCGUUACUUUAAACAGGGGAAGUCAAGAGUAUAAGGACUUCUGGCUUUUUCUUGAACGUUACGAAUCUUUUCAUCAAAGACACGCGGAAAAGCAUCCAAGAUCAGGUAAAUCUACACGACAACAUUCCUUCUUUAUCACGUUUAUAGUGAGUGGUAGAUGUACGAUAGUUCUAUUAGCCACUUUGAUUUAAGUCAGUCACAUUAUUUGUAUACUGUCUUUGAAGUCAUCGUUUUUCUCUCUGACAGAACGAAUCAAAGACAGGGUAUCUCCUAAGCUUGGUCUUCCCUUGUCAUAUGACAGACGGUACAAAAUAAAUGUUGCUCUGUUGUCAAAGGAUGUUACUGAUGUGACACAGUACAGCACUUCAGGGAAAAAGAGAGGUACUUUAGUUUUGCAAUCAAUCCAUUACUGCAAGACAGCAAUCAGCUACUCACCAUAGGGAUCUGAUGUGCCACUAGGGACCCUGGGGAUUUGCUCAAGUGCUUAACCAACACCAAUACCAUGUGGGUGUGGAACAAAGCUAUUCUGAUAAUGUCCUGACUGCUAGGAGCAAAAAAGGGACCUAUAACAAAAUACCUCCCAUGAAGAUCAUUGUGAUCAUUAUACCUAAAGUUUCUGCAGUUCAGUGUAACAUUUUAGAUAUAACUUUUUUCUUCCCUGCAGUCAUCUUAAUGUUACACACAGGCCAGGGAAGACAGCUGACCUCAUGUUACAAAUCCCAGAGUCAGCCUUUCCCCAACUUUCUAAGGCACAAAAAAUUUAAAUAACAAACCUCAUCAAAUGCCCCAAGGCCCCCUUAGGUACUGCAGGGCUCAACCACUUCAGGAAGCUUCUGAUUAUACAUAUUCAGUCUUAUAGUUUUGAUUAAGUGAUUACUAUUAUAUACUGUUCUUACCACUCAAUACUGACAUAUUUGUAAAGUUUAUUUAGGAGAUUGUUUUCCAUGUAGUAGGGUGUGAAACAUUUAAUAAUUUUACAUCGCUGAAGGCUUCAGUAUUUAUAUUUUCUUUUUUAUAGUUUACUCAAAGGGUGAGAGAACUUCAGGAGAACUGACAAGAGAAGAGUUUUCUGAGUUUAAAUCCAUCUUGCUGUUUUAUGUUGAUUUCUGCCAGAAACAAAAGGUAAUGGUCAUUGGUUAAAUUAUAUCGUGGCAAGAGCUGUCAUUAAAAUUAUUCGCACAGCCAUUACUCUUCUUACAUGUAAAGUAACAAGAGGGCACUUAACAGGUUUGUUUGUGAUGCUGUGCACAGAACUAAAGCAACCUGUGUCAUACAGUAUAAUGAUUAAUGUUAAUGUACAACUGUUUUUGUCUUUACAUGUAGUACAACUGUGAUUUAUAGUACACAAUCAUUGGCUAUUGUUAUGAGCAAUCUGAACCCUUUCCAGCAGAACCUUUCUUUUACUCGCUCAAUUUUGGCAUACUUGAGAAAGACUGUAAAAUCUUUGUUGAGAAUGUGCGACAUGUUGCUAGGAUAUAGUUUCGAACCCAAGCCUACAUGAUUGUAAUAGCCAUGCACUACAGUGGUCACAGGUAGGACCGUCAGUUUAUCAAUAAUGGAUCAGAGCUAUCAUUAAGAGGCAGGGCCCGGGGAUUUCCCCGGGCUACUAAGAACGUGGUCCCGGCUACUUUCAAAGGAAAAUAAAAGAAACAUAGAACGAAAAAAACCCCUAGCUGUUUGAUUCCCCGCCUACUUGUUGUGUUUACCUGGCACCUUGAAAUCGUAGUGACAACCCUGACGGAUGCUCACAAUUCAAAAAAAAAAUUAAACGGUUGCUGUAGAGGGGAGAAAACAAGAUUUUCUAGUCUAGAAGUUGAGGCUGUGGUGACCUCAAAGGCUGUGUGGGAUUUAUGCAAAGGUUUCCUUUUCUCCUCCUCACUCAAAGAAACAAAAGAAGGCUGAGUGAUCUGCUGUUUACUCAUCGUCAUUUUUCAUCAAUUUUUGAAAACCAUUGUGCUGUAAUAAACUACUGUAUGCACUUAUUUAAUUUUCUCAAUAACUGCAGUUUUCCAAACUGGUCAAGUUAAAAAAGGAUCAGGCAAAUCUUCCCAUCAGCCAUUUCAAGGAUCAAAUUGUGGACGCAAUAGGAGGCCAUCAGGUCAUUAUCAUUGCUGGUGAUACAGGCUGUGGAAAAUCAACUCAGGUACAGGGUUUAAGAAAAAUUACUUACAGAACUCAUAGUCCAACAGCUUCAGGUCAUGUGUGGGCAAUCCUCUAUGUCUCCAAAAUAGACCUUAUUCAUGACUAACCCGCCAUCUUUGCAUGCCCCUUAGGGUUGAUGGGGUAAAUGCAAUGUCACUGGAUUUUUCCAGGGGCAAACAAGUUAUAAAAUUUGGCAGUAGGAGUAAUGGCGCGCAGUGGAGUUUGUUUAUUCUCUCUGUUAGACUUUCUCGAAGUCUUUGUUCUGGUAGUUGGCCACAGCACACCCGCUCUCUCACUCGCUUUUAUGGCAGAAAACGUAAGAAAUCUACCGCUAAUGCUUAGUGCUCAUGAAAAAAAAAAAAAAAGAACUCAACUUGUGGGCAAGUCUGUGUCUCGAUGUACAACAUUUAAAGUUCGAGUUUCAACAAGUUUUUGAUCAUACAAUUCCUUGCUGUAAAGAAAUCUACGGUCAACAACUGCAUUCUGAGUUGUUCAUUUUCUAUUGUCUAGAUUAAACAAGUUCGAUAGUUAUUCCUUGUAUGGGCAGAUUUUAUUACUUGUUUACCCCUAGAGAUACCACGUGACAUUACAUUUAUCCCAUCAAUCCCUCCAUUCUAAGCGCCUGCAAGGAUGGCGAGUCUCGUGAAUAAGGUCUAUUGAGCGCAUAAUUUUGGGAUAAAUACAAAUCAUCCAUCUUGACUUAGAAGGGUUGAAAACUUUUGGUGCACGAGGCUCAACCAGGAGAUUGUGAGGUAUUCAGGGUCAAAUACACAUAUAACAAUCACCGUAUUAACAUGAAGAUUUUCUCAUUUUGUCGCGUUAUUAAAUAGUGCUACAACAUUUUUGAUAUUUUUGCUUUUUGAUGCUUAGUACUCCAUACUGGUUACAAACUACACUUUUUUAGUUUAUAGCAUGUAUGUUAGGAUUUUGUCCACAGUAUACUGUCUUAUAUUGACUUUCAAAAUGAGAAGGUUCACAAAGGCUGAAGAAGAUGAAAAAGUACGUAACAAACUGUAAAAGCGUUAAAUAACAGGCUUCGCACGGGUCAUGGAAAACCUGGAAAGUCAUGGAAUUUAAGAAUUUUAUUUUCCACGACCUGGGAAGUCAUGGAAUUUAAUUGUCUGUCCUUGAAAUUUUAAGUUUUGUUUGGUAGAUUAGUUACUGCAGAAGACAAAGCAAGGACAAUGUAAGAUAGAGAGGAAUGAUUGAACAGUGAUUAAAUGGCACACAUUUAGGUGGACACCGGAGUUGGUGUCUGUUGAACUGUUUAAGGUCAAAAAUAUCCUGAAACACAAAAGCUUCAAAAAUUUGUAAAAGUGACAGCUAAACCUAAGGUUAUGGAUAAAGUAAUGGAAAGUCCUGGAAUUUGAAGAGCUUAACGUAGUACGAACCCUGAAUAAGUUUUAAGCUGUAAGACACCUAAAACGUAUAAGUACGUUCUUUUUCAAACUCGUUUUUAUUUCUCGGUUCCCCAUACUGGUUACAAACCUACUUAUUGUUCGGGGUUUACGGCAUUAUGUAGACUCGUGCUUGACGCUAACAUGACGGUUUAAUCAAACGCACUGAGCCUUUCACGUGAGACUUGAAGUCACUCCACUGGAAUACGUUCCCCACCCCACUCAGACAGGACUUGGUCGUGUGGUUGAUCUCUUGUUCGUUAAUCACGUGAUUCCAGAUGUUGACACCUGUCAAUUCACCAAUGAAGCACUGAUUGGCGUCAAAGGAUCCUCCCAGUGAAUCUUGUUCUUGACCAAGUAUAAGCACCCCACCACUGCGAAUCACAUAACCUGGAAAUUGAAGAAUUAGAAAGCAACUUCGUUAACGCGUUUGUUUCUGUUUAACUGACCACCUACCCCUCUCCUAAGUCAUAAUUUUGGCCUAAGUGAGAAGUAAGUGUUAGUUGAGACUUAGGGGAUGGGUAGGUGGUCACACUAGCGCCCGAAUGACGUCAGAGUGACUGAUUUGCAAGUUUUGUCAUUUUCCUCAUUUUAAUGACAAAAGACAGACAAACAUGACAUUUUAAUGAAAAAGUCAUACAAAAGUGAGGAAUUCGCUAAUGUUGAUUUCAGUUUUUUUGUCUGAGUUUCGGGUCUAUGAAUAGUAACUGCGCGCAGCGCUAUUGAUCGCACGUGUUUCUUUGCUCCGCAAUUCAUUGGCCCUAUUCUAUUUUUUGAGCGAAAACAAACAAAUUUUACACGCCAUCCAUGUCAUGAGGCGCUUUUGUCAUCAUACUGUUAAGUUUUCAAGUUAUUUUACAUUUACGUUACUCUGGCUUUAGAGAGUUGGUGUUAUUCAUAGUAUUCACACUUCUCCUUGACGAGUCCGCCGCUAUAGUCGCAGAAGGAAAAAAAUACCUCUCUUGAAGCCUUUUCCAGAAGCUGCCACCUUUCCAUCUUUAUACAUCUUCCAUGAUCCAGCGCCGUUCUCCCAUGUUAAGCAGAUGUGGUGCCAUUGGCCAUCGUUUGCCGAUACAGCUGUUUGUCUAAUGAAAUAUUAAAUCAUUGAAAUGAAUUUCAUUAUUUUCGUCUCUUUUUACAUUCUUUAUUAAAGAUGGAGAGCAAGAUUGGUUUCCUUGACUCAUUUUCUGCACUUGGCAUUUUCAUCUGGCAGAGGAGCUUGCUAAAAUUUACGUUAAGGGUCCACAAUUAGCUAUAAUCAGUUUUCCAUAGCCGUAGCCUGUUUGUUGACUGCCAAUCUAGCCUAUCAUAAGACAGUGGUACCUGUGGCUACUUCCGAUCGCCAAAUAAAACUGUCUAUAAUUGUGGAGGAGCAGUUCAUUGCCCUUUUUUGAUCCUGAGGCUGCGUAGCUCAGCACUGUUCCUUCAUUCCCCUUAUCCGAAGAUUUCAUCCAGAAACAAACUGUGACUGCCUUGAGGCUUGGCAUGCCGCGUUUGAUGACAUAGUCACUUGUCCCUUUGCGGGUAAAUUGCAGAGCGUAGUCGGCGUUUUCUGUUGAAAGAGCAAUUCAGUGAAAAGAACGAGCUUAAAACUUAUUGAGAAAAUAUCCAAAAGUUUUCUUCACUAAAUGACAAUUACAUGAAUUACCAGGACUGACCAAAAAAGAAAUUCGAGAGGAGAAAAUUCUUAUCGUAAGUGUUUAAACAACGCGGAAGUUAUUGCGGACUGGGUUUAUAGCGUUAAUUCGUCUACAGACUCCAAAAAUUUGUACCUUGACUUUCCAGAACCGACAACCUCUGGGAAAUCGCCUGAAUCCGAGAAAAGAGCUCUGCGUUCGAUUUCUUAACUGACUCCAAACUGCUUUUUGUCUUAGCCAGCGCAAUCUUAUUAGCUCCAUCAGUGGAUACAACAACUUCGUUAUAGAGUGGUUUUCGUUUGAGUGUCGUAAAACCAAAACCAAAGUAAUUACUCUGACCAAUCACAUAGGACACAGACAAUACAUUGAACCAAUCAAAACUCGAAGUAAUUACAUGUGGCUGACGCAAAGCGUCGUCACAAUUGGCUUUGGUUUUACUUCUGAUUGGAUGAAAAGGUGGCGCGAAUCUUUUAAGCCAAUCGCAUCGUGUAGAAAGUGCAAAACCAAUUACUUUUCGACACUCAAAUGAAAACCGCUCUAAUCUCCAGAAAUAAUCACUUUCCCAUCCGAGGCUGUUGUGUUGACUCGGGCAGACCAAGCAAUUUCAGUUACAGUCACGAAACACAGAUAAAACAAAAUCAAAUUUGGAUCGAACAUGUCGGCGAGGUGAACUGCUUUACUUUGGCGUGAUACCCUAAACUUCCUAAAGUAACGACCCCCCGGAAGUAGUGGCCCUUCGAAAGUAGCGAUAAAAUUUUUCAGGUGUUAGCAAAUUCCAAAAGUUGCGACCCUCCGAAAGUAGCGACUUCGAAAGUGAUUUCUCUUCUUGCUGGAAAUAACGGAAAUUAUAGAUAUAUUUUUUAAGGGCUAUAAUGAUCUUUGACAUUCCUUUAUGGAACUCAAAAAGUCUUCCUUUCGUCUGUGAAUACCCACAAGAUAAUGAAACAAUUAUUUGAAUAUUCAUUUAAAAAGCAAUAACAUGAGAUGAGUUUCUCCAAAUAAAAAUUGUGGAUGUUUUCACUAUUGUCGCGACAUUAUUUUCGUAACUUCCCACGGCCCAUGAACGAUACACGUUUUAGCUACCCGAAAGUAGCGACCGUCUGAAUGUAGCGACCCUCCGAAAGAAGCGAUAGGGAAAGGCUGCUAAAUCCGAAAGCAACGAAGGUCGUUAAUUACUUUCGGAACUUUACGGUAAAGACCUUUGUGUAUAAAUUAACACAGGAAGUCUUUUUUCUUGAUCGUCGACAUAAACAAUUUGAACUAGACCGUGUUUAAAUAUUUGUAUUUCAAAACUUGAAACAAUUAUGAAAUCUCUUUAAAGAGCUCAUAUUUGUAAUCUACUUAAAUGUCAUUAUUGCAUAUAGACUCUUUGAACACGACUAAGAGCGAAUUACAAACGGUAAGACUGGUAAACUCAGACGUAUGUUUUGAGUAUUGUAGUCUAUUUAUUUUAAAUAUACACAUUCGCAAACACGUCGUUUUACCGUAUAUGCAACAGUUUAGAAGGAUUUAUUGGCUAUCAACACAUAUUUUGCUGCAGUUUAACAAGAAACGAUUGCCAGAAAAUAUGAACAACAAUACAGAAUAUGUUGAUGUACAGUUAACCUUCUGUCAGCUGUCAAAUAUUAAUUUGACAUUAAAAUGUUCAUGGAAGCGAAUUCAAAUUAAACACAGACUGAGCUAACCAAGCGUAUGACACAACAUUACAGACAUCAGUUAGGGGCACCAAACAGCUUUUUCAGUAAAAUUACCUUCAGAAGGAGCAAAUUAUAUUGCCCAGAAAUUUCUAAAGUUCGAAAAGGACCUAAAACUUUCCGGUUAACCGUUGCUUUCGUCUAAGAUAUUCGGAGUUUUCUACUGACUUACCUACGAUUUACGGAGGUUUCUGUUUUUCAUACUCUAUCACCAAGAUAUUACAAUUUUUUUUGCAAAGGUUUCCUUGAAAUUUCGGUAUAAAGACAAAACUUCCCCCAUGAGAGUACGCCUACUCUUGACCGGACCCAACACAGUCGCUGAUGUAACACUUUUCAACAAAACGAAAAAGCCACCUAAAGGACCAAAGUUCUCUUAAAGACAUCCGAUCAGAUACAUAGUUUUUAGAGCCGCUCGAAAUUGACAAAACUGGUUAUAAAGCAUAGAGAAAACUAUUUGAGGCACUUUUAGUCUGCCACACAGCCGCUUUUAGUGUCGUCACGCAAAAACGGCUGUGUAGCAGGCUUAGGCACUUUUGACGUAUUUGGAAACAUUCGCGGUCGUUGGGUGUCCCUGUGAUCAAUCACUGGCAACGAUGUUGAUAAUCGUACACUGAUCAUCAGGAGAUUCUCUAACGAACAUUCAAAAGCGUUCAGAGAGCAUGUUUAAUAACUAGCAAAGGUGCUUGAUCUGGUGUUUUAAAACAUAAUAAGACAUUCCCAAAUUUCUUGUUCAAAAACCGUAUUUGUCAUACGAAGUUCUUUGGUUGCCCAUUGUUUCAAGAAGGGCCCCAGUAGGUUGUUAGGGAUCCUUUAUUUGGCUUAUUCCGAGCGAAAAGGGGAGCAAGAUUCAAGACCCCGAAACGCAAAAAAGCCACAGGAUUUUGGAAAAAAUCGACAUCCGGUUGAAGCAGCCCGGCGUAAUUCAAAUGAACACGUACAAAAUUUCAAUCUGACUCAGACAUAGUGUAAUGGAACACAAGCAUUCGAUUGAAAUCUUUUUUGUUGUGAGCUCGAUUUUGCUCCAUUUAUCUUUUCUCAAGACUGAACCUAAUUGAUUAAACUCAAAUCAUAGGCUCGAUUACGUCGGAGAAAAGAAUGGUACAUGCAGUGAAUACAAAACCAUCAAUUUCAAGGGUGAAUUUAGAUUAGAACGGGAAGUUUUCUUGGCCGCGUUUGUUCCCCGUUUCGGGAGACAGUUGAAUGAUCACACCAUAGGAUUUCGUCUACAUACUGAAAAGUUAGAGUUAAAUUCUAAAUGAAUAGUACCAUGUGAAAGUACUGCUGAAGAGGUUUCAUUUGAAUGGUAACACCAUAGGAUUUUGUCUACAGACUCGGCAAAAGUUAGAGUUAAAUUCUAAAUAAAUAUAACCAUGUGAAAGUGCUGCUGAAGAGGUAGUACCAUAGGAUAUCAUCCCCAGUAAACUGUACUAUUGACUUUGAAAAUGAAAAGGUUAACACAACGGCUAAUUUAUAUUAAAAAAUAACAUUCUUAAGUACAUACAGUGUAGACAGAUUGCGAAAACGUGAAAUAAGUUGUAUGAUUUAAGACACAUAAAAACAUAAGGAAGUUUUUUUUUCUUUUUUAAUGCUUGAUGCUACAUACUAAGAGCCUUAAGUAUAGCUCUUGUCCAUAGUGGUUUCAAAACUACUUUUUCCGGAGUUUAAGGCAUGUAGACUCGUUCUUGACGCUAACAUGACGGUUUAAUCGAACGCACUGAGCCUUUCACGUGAGAUUUGAAGUCACUCCACUGGAAUACGUUCCCCACCCCUCUCAGACAGGACUUGGUCAUGUGGUUGAUCUGUUGCUCAUUGAUCACGUGAUUCCAGAUGUUGACACCCGUCAAUUCACCAAUGAAACACUGAUUGGCGUCAAAGGAUCCUCCCAGUGAAUCUUGUUCUUGACCAAGUAUAAGCACCCCACCACCACGAAUCACAUGACCUUGAAAUUGAAGAAUUAGAAAUCAACUUCUUUAAUACUUUUCUGUGCUUCGUAAUUCAGUGACCCUAUUCAAUAUUUUUCUCUUUUGUGAGCAAAAAAAAAAAAAAUUCCACGUCCUGAGGCACUUCUAUCAUCAUUGCUGUUGAGUUUUCUAGUUAUUUUACCAAACUUUUAUGUAAGUAUUUACACUUCUUCGUCAAGUGCCCACCUAGUCGCAGGGGAGAAAAAUACCUGUACUGAUGCCUUUUCCAGAAGCUGCCACCUUUCCAUCUUUAUACAUCUUCCAUGAUCCAGCGCUGUUUUCCCAUGUUACGCAGAUGUGGUGCCAUCGGCCAUCGUUUGCCGAUACAGCUGUUUGUCUAAAUGUAAUGAAAUGAUUACAAUAGAUUUCAUUAUUUUGUCUCUUUUCUUUUUUACAUUCUUGUUUAAAGUUGAAGAGCAAAAUUGGUGUUCAUAACACUCAUGUAUCUUCUGCACUUAGCAUUUCAUCCGACACUGCUUUUUGAACAACCGGAGCCUACAUAUUUUCUUAAAGGUCCAUGAUAAGCGAAAUUUCUACAAUACUGAGUUUGUUUGUUUACCUGCCGUUUUUUCCUACUCCAAAAUGAAACUUUUUGUAGUUGUACAGGAGCAGUUCAUCGUAUCAUCCGGACACUGCGUAGCUUAACGGUACUCCAUCGUUCCCCUUAUCCGAAGAUUUCAUCCAAAGACAAACUGUGACUGCCUUGAGGCUUGGCAUGCCGCGUGUGACAACAUAGUCACUUGUUCCUUUGCGGGUAAAUUGUAAAGCGUAAACGUUCGUAGCUAAAAGAACAAUUGAAAUGAACAAGCUUGAGACUUAUUGACAAAAAAUCAAAGAGCGCUCUUCACUGAAUGCGUUUUACAAUUGUAAAUACGAAGUGAUUAAUUAUUUUCUAAUUGUUAUGUUCUCGGACUGCUAGCAAUAGGAAAACUGCACACAAGAUGGCGGAUCAACUCUAAUUAUACUGUAAACAUUAAUUAUACUGUUUAGGUUCUAAACUGAAUAGUAAAUUCACAAAAAGGAAAUUCGACCGGAAAAAAGUCUUAUCGUAAAAUUCGUUUGAACAAACACUAUUACGCGGAAGCUAUUGCUGACUGAGUAAGCAUUAAUUCGCCAACUGACUCCAAAAAUUUGUACCUUGACUUUCCAGAGCCGACAAUCUCUGAGAGAUGUCCUGAACCUGAGAGAAGAGCUCUGCGUUCGAUUUUUUAACUGACUCCAAACCACUUUUUAUCUUAGCGAGCGAAAUCCUACUAUCUCGAUCAGUGGAUACAACGACUUCGUUAUGAUUCCCAGAAAUGAUCACCUUCCCACCCGAGGCUGUUGUGUUGACAGACCAAGCAAUUUGAGGUACGGCCACCAAAUACAGAUAAAACGAAAUCAAAUUUGGAUCGAACAUGUUGGCGAAGAAAACUGCUUUGUGUAAUACUAAGAACUUUUGCGUGAUACAGACCUUUGCUAAUUUCAAAGUACAUAUGUGCAGUGUAUAAAUUAACAGAGCAAGUCUUUUUUUCUUGAUCGUCAACUUGUACAAUUUGAACUAGACCGUGUGUAAAUAUUUGUGUUUCAAAAGUUGAAGAAAACUAUUAAUUAAAACCUCUAUUAAGAGCUCAUGUUAUAUAUCACUAUCGAAAUGUCAUUAUUGAAUAGACUUUUUGAACAAGACUAGCUAAGAGCAAAUAACAAACGAUAAGACUGGUACAUUCUGACGUAUGUCUUAGGCACAUUCGCAAACACGUUGUUUUACCGUAUAUGCAACAUUUUGAAAGAAUUUAUCGGCUAUCAACACAUAUUUCACUGUUAGUUAAAACUGGCGAUUGCCGGAAAAUAUGAACAACAAUAUAGAAUAUGUUGAUGUACGUUUAACCUUCUGUCAGCUGUCAAAUGUUCAUGGAAGCGAAUUCAAAUUAAACACAGAGCUAACCAAGCGUAAUACACAACAUCACAGACAUCAGCCAGGGGUACCGAACGACUUUUUUCGGUAAAAUUACCGUUCGAAGGAGCAAAUUAUAAUGCCUAGAAAUUUCUAAAGUUAGAAAAGGGCCCAAACAUUUCUGGUUAACCGUUCCUUCCGUCUAAGAUAUUUGGAGUUUUUCUACUUACUUACCUUCGAUUUACGGAGGUUCCUGUUUUUCACAUCCUAUUACCAAGGUAUACUAAGGUAUUACAAUCAUCUUUUGGAAAGGUUCCUUGAAUUUUCGGUAUAAAGACAAAACUUUCCCCAUGAUCUUGACCCAUCACGGUCGCUGUUGUGACACUUUUCGACAAAACGUAAAAGCCACAUAAAGACUAAAGUUCUCUUGAAGACAACCGAAGAGAUACAAUCACUGGCAACAAUUUUGACAAUCGUAAACUGGUCAUCAGGACAUUCUCCUUACGCACCUCUAUCAUCAUUGCUGUUGAGUUUUCUAGUUUUUUACCAAAAUUUUAUCAAAGUAUUUACACUUCUCCGUCAAAUGCCCACCUAGUCGCAGGGGAGAAAAAUACCUGUAUUGAUGCCUUUUCCAGAAGCUGCUACCUUUCCAUCUUUAUACGUCUUCCAUGCUGUUUUCAAGGUUUCUUGAAAUUUCGGCAUAAAGACAAAACUUCCCCAUGAUCUUGAACGGCCCCGGUCGCUGAUAUAGCACUUUUCGACAAAACGAAAAAGCCACAUAAAGGACUAAAGUUCCCUUAAAGACAUCCGAACAGAUACAAUCACUGGCAACAAUGUUGAUAAUCGUACACUGGUCAUCAGGAGAUUCUCUAACGAACGUUCACAAGCGUUCAGAGAGCAUGUUUGAUAACUAGCAAAGGUGCUUGAUCUGGUGUUUUAAAACAUAUGAUAAGACAUUUCCAAACUUCUUGUUCAAAAACCGUAUUUUUCAUACGAAAUUCUUUGGUUGCCCAUUGUUUUAAGAAAUGCCCAAGUAGGUUGUUGGGGAGCCUUAAUUUGGCUUAUUCUGGGCGAAAAGGGGAGCAAGAUUCAAGACCCCGGAAACGCAAACAAGCCACAAGACUUGAAAAAAAAUCGACAUCCAGUUGAAGCAGACCGGCUUGAUCCAAAUGAACAGGAACAAUCAAAAUUACAGUCUGAUAACAGACAUGACAUAAUGGAACACAAGCAUUCGAAUCAAUUCUAUUUUGUUGUGAGCUCGAUUUUGCUCCAUUUGUUCUUUCUCAAUACCAAACCUAAUUGAUUUAACUCAAAUCACAGGCUCGAUUACGUCGGAGAAAGGAACGGUACAUGCAGUGAAUACAAAACCAUCAAUUUCAUGGGGGAAUUUGAAUUAGAACGGGAAGUUUUCCUAGGCUGCGUUUGUUCCCCGUUUCGGGAGCGUCAUUUGAAUGAUCACACCACAGGAUUUCGUCUACAGACUCAAGAGUUAGACAGAUUGCGAAAACGUGAAAUAAGUUGUAUGAUUUAAGACACGCAAAAAACAUCAGUAAGUUGUUUUUGUACUUUUUUUAAUGCUUGAUACUCCCUACCAAGAGUCUUAAGUAUGGCUCUUGUCCAUACUGGUUACAAAACUACUUUUUUCCGGAGUUUAAAGCACGUAGACUCGUGCCUGACGCUAACAUGACGGUUUAAUCGAACGCACUGAGCCUUUCACGUGAAACUUGAAGUCACUCCACUGGAAUACGUUCCCCACCCCUCUCAGACAAGACUUGGACAUGUGGUUGAUCUGUUGCUCAUUGAUCACCUUAUUCCAGAUGUUGACACCUGUCAAUUCACCAAUGAAGCACUGAUUGGCGUCAAAGGAUCCUCCCAGUGAAUCUUGUUCUUGACCAAGUAUAAGCACCCCACCACCACGAAUCACAUGACCUGGAAAUUUAAAUAUUAGAAAGAAGGUUUUUAAUUUUUUUCCUUACAGCUAACUUAGUUUUUUUUAUUCAGUAUUACUAGAGCGAAAACAAACAGUAAUUUUACUUCCACACUAAAGAUUUUUUUCUGAGAGUCAGAACUGAUGUAGCUCAACGCUAUCCACUCUUAAUCGUGCAGGGCCACGUUAGUCACAGAGGGCAAGCAUACCUGUCUUAAAACCUUUUCCAGAAGCUGCCACCUUUCCAUCUUUAUACAUCUUCCAUGAUCCAGCACUGUUCUCCCAUGUGGCGCAGAUUUGGUGCCAUUGCCCAUCGUUAGCGGAUACAGCUGUUUUUCUAAAGAAGUUGAAAAUCUGAUUUACCUCCCUCUUACACUCUUAUUAUUGUUAAUUGUCUUGUAGUCCGUAGUCGUUUAAUAGUACAUUCACUCUUAAAAACUACACGUAAUUUAGCCAUUUCUUGUGAAGCGUAUCUCUUAUAGGACCACCGUAAGGGUAUGUCGACAGUAACCUAGUAUUUACAGACGUAUGCAGUUAUGGCUUCCUGUGUGAAUGAUUAUACAUAUCUGUUUAAAGUUGUGUUUAGGGAUAUUUGUACCUUUCUUCGGUUCCUAUCCAAAACCUGAACUUUCUGUAGUCCAUAAAGAGCACUUCAUUGUCUUUUGAUUUUGAGACUGUGUAGCUCAACGGUGUUCCUUCAUUUCCUUUAUCUGAAGACUUCAUCCAAAGGCAAACUGUGACUGCCUUGAGGCUUGGCAUGCCGCGUUUGAUAACAUAGUCACUUGUUCCUUUGCGGGUAAAUUGUAAAGCAUAGUUGUUCGUGGCUAAAAGAACAAUUGAAAUGAACAAGCUUGAGACUUAUUGACAAAAAAUCAAAAAGCACUCUUCAAUGAAUGCGUUUUACAUUGUAAAUACGAAAGUGAUUAAUUAUUUUCUAAUUGUUAUGUUCUCGGACUGCUAGUAAUAGGACAACUGCACACAAGAUGGCGGAUCAACUCUAAUUAUACUGUAAACAUUUAUUAUACUGUUCAGGUUCUAAACUGAAUGAUAAAUUCACAAAAAUGAAAUUCGACCAGAAAAAAGUCUUAUCGUAAAAUUCGUUUGAACAAACACUAUUACGCGGAAGCUAUUGCUGACUAAGUAAGCAUUAAUUCGCCAACGGACUCCAAAAAUUUGUACCUUGACUUUCCAGAGCCGACAAUCUCUGAGAGAUGUCCUGAACCUGAGAGAAGAGCUCUGAGUUCGAUUUCUUAACUGACUCCAAACUGCUUUUUAUCUUAGCGAGCGAAAUCUUAUUAUCUCGAUCAGUGGAUACAACGACUUCGUUAUGAUUCCCAGAAAUAAUCACCUUCCCACCCGAGGCUGUUGUGUUGACACGGGCACACCAAGCAAUUUGAGGUACGGCCACCAAACACAGAUAAAACGAAAUCAAAUUUGGAUCGAACAUGUUGGCGAAGGAAACUGCUUUGUGUAAUACUAAGAACUUUUACGUGACACAGACCUUUGCUAAUUUCAAAGUACAUAUGUGCAGUGUAUAAAUUAACAGAGCAAGUCUUUUUUUCUUGAUCGUCAACUUGUACAAUUUGAACUAGACCGUGUGUAAAUAUUUGUGUUUCAAAAGUUGAAGAAAAUUAUUAAACCUCUUUUAAGAGCUCAUGUUAUAUAUCACUAUCGAAAUGUCAUCAUUGCAUAGACUUUGAUGAACAAGACUAGCAACGAGCAAAUAACAAACGAUAAGACUGGUAUAUUCAGAUGUAUGUCUUGAGUAUCGAAGUCUAAUUAUUUUCAAUAUAGGCACAUUCUCAAACACGUCGUUUUACCGUAUAUGCAACAUUUUGAAAGGAUUUAUUGGCUAUCAACACAUAUUUUACUGUUAGUUAAAACUGGUGAUUGCCGGAAAAUAUGAACAACAAUAUAGAAUAUGUUGAUGUACGUUUAACCUUCUGUCAGCUGUCAAAUGUUCAUGGAAGCGAAUUCAAAUUAAACACAGAGCUAACCAAGCGUAAUACACAACAUCACAGACAUCAGCCAGGGGUACCGAACGACUUUCUUCGGUAAAAUUACCGUUCGAAGGAGCAAAUUAUAAUGCCUAGAAAUUUCUAAAGUUAAAAAAGGGCCCAAACAUUUCUGGUUAACCGUUCCUUCCGUCUAAGAUAUUUGGAGUUUUUCUACUUACUUACCUUCGAUUUACAGAUAUUACAAUUAAUUUUUGGAAAGGUUCCUUGAUUUUUCGGUAUAAAGACAAAACUAUCCCCAUGAUCUUGACCGGACCCAUCAUGGUCGCUGUUGUGACACUUUUCGACAAAACGUAAAAGCCACAUAAAAGACUAAAGUUCUCUUAAAGACAUCCGAACAGAUACAAUCACUGGCAACAAUGUUGAUAAUCGUACACUGGUCAUCAGGAUAUUCUCCUUACGCACUUCUAUCAUCAUUGCUGUUGAGGUUUCUAGUUAUUUUACCAAAAUUUUAUCAAAGUAUUUACACUUCUCCGUCAAAUGCCCACCUAGUCGCAGGGGAGAAAAAUACCUGUAUUGAUGCCUUUUCCAGAAGCUGCUACCUUUCCAUCUUUAUACGUCUUCCAUGCUGUUUUCAAGGUUUCUUGAAAUUUUGGCAUAAAGACAAAACUUCCUCAUCAUCUUGAACGGCCCCGGUUGCUGAUGUAGCACUUUUCGACAAAAUGAAAAAGCCACAUAAAGGACUUAAGUUCCCUUAAAGACCCUUAAAAACAUCCGAACAGAUACAAUCACUGGCAACAAUGUUGAUAAUCGUACACUGGUCAUCAGGAGAUUCUCUAACGAACGUUCACAAGCGUUCAGAGAGCAUGUUUGAUAACUAGCAAAGGUGGUUGAUCUGGUGUUUUAAAACAUAAAAGAAGACAUUUCCAAACUUCUUGUUCAAAAACCGUAUUUGUCAUACGAAGUUCUUUGGUUGCCCAUUGUUUUAAGAAAUGCCCAAGUAGGUUGUUGGGGAGCCUUAAUUUGGCUUAUUCUGGGCGAAAAGGGGAGCAAGAUUCAAGACCCCGGAAACGCAAACAAGCCACAAGACUUGAAAAAACUUCGACGUCCGGUUGAAGCAGCCCGGCUUAAACCAAAUGAACAAGAACAAUCAAAAUUUUGAGUCUGAUAACAGACAUGACAUAAUGGAACACAAGCAUUCGAGUGAAUUCUAUUUUGCUGUGAGCUUGAUUUUGCUCCAUUUGUUCUUUCUUAAUACCGAACCUAAUUGAUUAAACUCAAAUCACAGGCUCGAUUACGUCGGAGAAAGGAACGCUACAUGCAGUGAAUACAAAACCAUUAAUGUCAAGGGGGAAUUUGAAUUAGAACGGGAAGUUUUCCUUGGCCGCGUUUGUCCCCCGUUUCGGGAGAGUCAUUUGAAUGAUUACACCAUAGGAUUUCGCCUACAGACUCAACUACAUACUAAAUAACUAGUACCGUGUGAAUGUAGUGCUAAAGAGGUAGUAGCAUAGGAUAUCAUCCCCAGUAAACUAUAAGAGGUUAACACAACGACUAAUUUAUAUUAAAAAAAAUUAACAUGCAUAAGAUUGUGAAAGCGAGAAAAAAGUUGUAUAAUUAAAGACACGCAAAAAACAUCAGUAAGUUGUUUUUGUAUUUUUUUUUUAAUGCUUGAUACUCCAUACCAAGGGUCUUAAGUAUGGCUCUUGUCCAUACUGGUUACAAAACUACUUUUUUCAGGGGUUUAAAGCACGUAGACUCGUGCCUGACGCUAACAUGACGGUUUAAUCGAACGCACUGAGCCUUUCACGUGAGACUUGAAGUCACUCCACUGGAAUACGUUCCCCACCCCUCUCAGACAAGACUUGGACAUGUGGUUGAUCUCUUGCUCAUUGAUCACGUGAUUCCAGAUGUUGACACCUGUCAAUUCACCAAUGAAGCACUGAUUGGCAUCAAAGGAUCCUCCCAGUGAAUCUUGAUCUUGACCAAGUAUAAGCACCCCACCACCACGUAUCACAUGACCUGGAAAUUUAAAUAUUAGAAAGAAAUUUUUUAAUUUUUCUCCUUGCAGCUAACUUAGUUUUUUUAUUUAGUAUUACUAGAGCGAAAACAAACAGUAAUUUUACUUCCACACUAUAAGUUUUUUUCUGAGAGUCAGAACUGAUGUAGCUCAACGCUAUCCACUCUUAAUCGUUCAGUGCCACGUUAGUGACAGAGGGCAAGCAUACCUGUCUUAAAACCGUUUCCAGAAGCUGCCACCUUUCCAUCUUUAUACAUCUUCCAUGAUCCAGCACUGUUCUCCCAUGUGGCGCAGAUUUGGUGCCAUUGCCCAUCGUUGGCGGAUACAGCUGUAUUUCUAAAGAAGUUGAAAAGUUGAUUUACCUCCCUCUUACACUUUUAUUAUUGUUAAUUGUCUUGUAGUCCGUAGUCAUUUAAUAGUACAUUCACUCUUAAAAACUACAUGUAAUUUUCGUAAAGCGUAUCUCUUAUAGGACCACCGUAAGGAUAUGUCGACUCUAACCUAGUUACGGACGCCUGAUGCAUUUAUGGCUUCCUGGGAGAAUGAUGUUUAUCGGUUUAAAGUCGUGUUUAGGGAUAUUUGUACCUUACAUCGUUUCCUAUCCAAAACGUGAACUUUCUGUAGUCCAUAAAGACCAAUUCAUUGUAGUGUUUUGAUUCUGAGACUGCGUAGCUCAACGGUGUUCCUCCAUUUCCUUUAUCUGAAGACUUCAUCCAAAGGCAAACUGAGACGGCCUUUAGGCUUGGCAUGCCGAUUGUCGUGACAUAGUCACUGGUGCUUUUGCGGGUGAAAUGCAAAGCGUAGUUGUUUGCUACAAAAAGAACAAAUAAAUUGUUCCAGCUUGUUGAAGGAUGACGCGAGACUUAUUGACAAGAAAGCCAAUAAAGCGGUCUUACAUGGUCUUCACUGAAGGGUCUAAAGGGUUUAUAAAUGCGGACAAGGGUUUACUCUUAAUAUUGUAACUUAAAAGCUUGGGAUCUAAAAUUAAUGCUAAUUUCACUGCUAGAACUAACUAAAAAAAUCGGCAAAAAAUCACCCUAUUGUAAAACCUGUUUAAUCAAAACAAUAUACGUUGCCCGCUCGACGGUGAUUUUUGUUUCCAGACUCGAAAGAUUCAUACUUCGACUUUCCUGAGCUGACAACCUCUGAGAGAUGUUCUGAAGCCGAGAGAAGAGCUCUUCGUUCGAUUUCUUAACUGACUCCAAACUGCUUUUUAUCUUAGCGAGUGCAAUCUUAUUAUCUCUAUCUGUAGAUACAACAACUUCGUUAUGAUUCCCAGAAAUAAUCACUUUCCCAUCCGAAGCUGUUGUGUUGACUCGGGCAGACCAAGCAAUUUGAGGAACAGCCACGAAACACAGAUAAAACCAUAUGAAAUUCAGAUCGAACAUGUUGACGAAUAUUGUGUCCUCUAUUAGACUAACAACUUUUCGGUUGUGUCAGACAUUUGGUCCCAAAUCGAAUUUGUGUAAAUUAACAGAACAAGUCGUUUUUUCUUGAUAGUUAAUGCAUACAAAUACUGUUUGAUUACGUAUGCAGUUACUAAACCAUGUUCAAAUAUUUACGUCAAACGUUUAGAAAAGAAAAUAAUGAGCUUGUGAAGCGAUAUAAAGAUUAUUAUUAUUGUAUAAAAUGUAAAAACAAAAGCCUGACUGUUAAAACGAAAGGUAAGGGGAAAAGGUAAAUUCAGAAAGCGACGCAUUCGUAUAAUCCAUUCUGAGCGGACUCAUAAACAAGUCCUAAUAAUAAGCAAUAUUAUCAUUUUGAUACAUAGUAGUACGACUCAAGUUAUCAAAUUGCUAAUCAGAUCAAACAAAAUGUUACACGAAGAAAAAGAAAAGUCUAGUUCAUGAUAAUUUCCUAAAUCAAGUUUUUUUUCUACAUCCUCGACGUUUUUAUACAAUUUGAAACCAUUAUGUUUAAAUGUUUCUUUUACAAAAUAAUUAAACUUGCUGAGGGAAUUAUGAAACCUAUUUUCGAUGAAGAGUCCUUAUGAAUCACUAUGUUACUAUUGUAUAAACUGUGAAGAAGCCUGAGAGCAAGUAAGACAUCAUAAGACUAGUAAAUUCUGAAAGCAACAUACGUCUUGCGAUGAAUCGAAUACAGUGAAUUCUUUCCAAAGCAUAUACUGACGAUUCAGGAAACUGUCGCUUAAUUUAUCAUGUGUAUAAUCUACGUGUACUCUUCAAAUUAAAGUACGAGUCAUAAAAAGUCUUUAGUCUUGUACUUGGAGUUAUUCCUCAACCAAAUUCGUAACAAAUCACUGCCCGGGUGAGUGAAUCAGAAUGUAAUCCGGCGCCAAAAUUAGAUAUUAAUCUUGUUAACCAUCCAAAACAUAGAGAAUACUUCAUGGAAAGUGCGGGCGUACGGUAUUUACGCACAAGUUGUUGACGUAUCAGAAAUCGAACGAGUGAGCGCAGCGAACGAGUGAGAUUUCUGAUACAAAAACAACGAGUGCGUAAAUACCGUACAAAGCACUUUCCAUGUGGUAUUGUGUUUAUUAUAUAUAUACUGAGAUUUUAAUUCUUGUUUAUCGUCUUUAAUGACAGACCAAGACAAAACUCUGUUACAUGAAUUCAAGUUAAAAACUCAUGCAAGGAUUAUAACAUAAACUUGAAUUUCUGCCAGAAAUUUAACAUUACAGCAAGCAAAUAAUGUUAAAAUAUUAUUUCUAAACUUUAAUCCGAGUCGGACUCCUCAAUUCGGAUUCUCUUCCACCUUUUUUCGGUGGUUUCGGUGACGGAACUCCUGGUUUGAAUGGUCGGCGAGGUAGUAAGCGCAUUAAUGGAAAUCGUAAAUUGUCCUCCACUUAUUACAGCUCCAUCAAAAAAACUCAUCGGGGUUUUACUAGUGCAAGUGCUCGCAGCAGCAGUUUCAUUAGUUGCAGUAGUUACUUGUGUUUGCGACGAUGCUCGGCUUAAGAUGCCUGAUAUGUUUUUUUGUUGAUUUAGGUUCAAGCUACUAUAGUUUGUUAUGCUUUGCACGUUCUUGUGCCCACUUAACUGCAUUAUAUGCGUUGGCGGAAUUUCACUGUCAUUAAGUUUUUGAAUCAUGUGUUUACGAGCACUAUGGUUCGUGAGUCGCUCGUUGUUGAUGUUUGCUUUUGAAGCCAUUGUUUUCAUCAAAGUGUUUAAUUUAUUUACACCCAUAGGUGCCGACUUGAACCAGUGUUUUUUGGAGCCGUCUGUUUUCGUGUGGUUUAUUCCCAAGUAGAAUGGCGAAUCGUCAGCCAUCAUGUUUUCCGGUCGCUUUUCACGGUAAAUUUUGUACGCCACGACAGGAUCUCGUUCAUCACCAGUUGAAAACAUUUUCGGGGAAACUUUUCGAACGUUUGAGGCGUCUACUCCAGACCUUGUUUUUGUCUGUCUUUCAUUGUAAACUAGAUAGUCGUUACCUUGUGCGUCCUUACAAAGCUUUACAUCUCCCCAGCACAAAUCCCUAUGCUCUUGACAACCACGCAUUCCAAAAUGAAUGGUGUUGUUCAGCCAAACAGUAUUCAACAAUGAUUCAGCAGAACAAACUCCAAGCAAAUUGUUUUCGUGAAGUAUAUCGACUUCUUCGUCCGUGAUAGCCACAGCGGCUUUGUCCUUGUUGCCUCGGCCUGCUUUCUUCAGCUCUUUUUGUUUAGCCUGUAAACACUUUCUAAACAAUUCAAAUUCUUUAUCGUUAAUGAUACUCUUAGUAUAAUUAUUUUUCUUCAAAUGUCUUUCAAUACUUGAAACAAGGCAUCUUAAACUUGAAGGCUCAUAAUCCUCUCCGUCUUUACGUCUCACAGAACGAAUAAACUCCGCAAGGUGCUUGUUUAAUUCUGCGGGCCCUAUGUCUUGCACUUCUCGCUCGUCGUUCUUUUCGUUUCUCAAAAACGUUUCCAGCAAUUUCACAUCUCGUUUCGUUUUCUCUUUCGUAUUCCUGUUUUCGAGACUUUCCACGUAAUCCUCGACUGAAGUAUCGUGAUCAACAAACCUUUUCUCGUUCAUGUUUUUAAGCUUCAACACUUGCGAAAGAUUUCUUUAACAAAGUGAAAUGCCGCCAGCUGAAUGAAAAUCACCUUGUUACGGCUCACACGUCAAAAAACAUGAUACGCAGCACCUGAUUGGACGUAUCGUUUUCCUCACACGUCGAAAAAGCAAUACGCACCAUUUGAUUGGCUGUCGGGUUCUUAGACCAGCUUGUGAACCAAAUUUAUUUCGCGCCUUUUCAAUGGGUAAAUCUCAGUACAUAUAUAAUAAAAAAUCCUUCUGAUCACUAAAAUUCUCUUCGAGAGGAAAUAACACAAAUAAGAUAAGACCACAGUCAUUUCAGUCUAUUUUCCGAACGAGAAAUAGAAAUAUCAAUAGGGAACAAAAUUUUGGAGAUUAUAACGCAUAAAGUGCGGUGAAUAAAGACUGUGUUGAGGUAUGUCUAGCGUACGUUUGGUCCUCAGUGUUUCAGCUGUCAAAUAUUCAUGGGUGCGAAUUCAAAUUCAACACACGCAGUGCUAGUCAGACGUAACUACAGUGACAACAAUGUCAGUAAUCAAGCAUGUGACGUUAGGAAAUUCAAAAGGUUUUGAGAUGUAUAUUAGUGACCGGCAAAGCUACCCAAUCAAGGCGGCGGAAUCCUUUUUUUCAUCCCUUGAUAAGAUUUCCCUAAAUCUUCAUACAGCAGUUUAUCAUGCAUGCAGCAAUCUCAUACUAUUUUAUACGAAUAGACUAGAAACGUAUGCAUAAUAAUUGUAUGGGGCUGUCCGGAAAUCUUAGCCAACCCUUUAAUUUCUACUUCCGUCAUGUUUGUAGGUUCCUCAGUACCUUUUACACGCUGGCUUUACGCGGAUUGCUUGCACUCAGCCUCGGCGGAUUGCUUGCAUCUCAUUGGCCAAAAGAGUAGGAUAUGAAACACUGAAUGAGUAUGGAUCACAAGUAGGAUAUCAGGUAAGGGAAAAUGAACUGAAGCUUGCAGUGGCAGUACUUGCAUCUUGUAGUAUGAUUCGGGCUAUGACAAACACCGGUUCGCUUUUCCUGUCGACAUCAUAAGAUAUCUGGUACAGUCAUGAACAGCAACGGCACAGAACUAGAAGAAGUCAUUUUACGUCUUACUUGAUCGGUUUGGUCCAAUCCUCACUUCUGAAUAUUUUAGUAUUUCAAAGUCUCAGCGGGUUUCAGUCCUCGCUUCUACUCGUUGACUUCCGCUACGAUCCGGAAACCUGUUCACACCGCGACGAAGAGUGGCCUUCUCAGUGGGUUUCAGUCCUCGCUUUUAGUCAUCGACUUCCGCUACGAUCCGGUGGAAACCUGUUCACACUGCGAAGAAUAGUGGCAGAAACCUAUCUAAUAUGUGGCGAUCCACUUUCAAAGGCUUCGCUCCGGUACAGAAAUUGCGCCGAAAGCGGCGUCCGUAUGUGAGAGCAGAAGCCCUAUCCAGUAGGAUUUUCGUGUCGGCGCACGAGCUAUCCGGCCGGUAUAAUUUGAACAUAGCCUCAGUUUUUUCAAUAAUUUCGAUUUUGAUAACUGAUUUAUUACCAUUAGUUUUUAUUCGAGUAUUUUAGUGAGUAUGGCUAUUUUUUUUUCGAUUUUGUAUUAUUUUGUUCUGUGUUGUACAUAUUCGUAUUUUUUUUUAAAUAUAUAUGUAUAAUUUUUAAAGCGUAUUCUUAGUGAUCAUUUUCUCAUACUAUAACGCCCUAUGUAAGUAUGAUGUUUUUUUAUUCCGAAUUAUUAAUCGUAGCAAGUUCAGAAGGUCCGACUUGCUUCUAUAUUCGCUUUUUUAUAGUUUGUUUUUACCAUUGUGAAUAUCUGAUACCGCGAUGGACUGUGUAUUUUUGGCGCGUUUGAUUUCAGUCAGUCAUCGUUUAAAUGUAUAAAAGUGACCUUGUAAUUACACUUUUCAUCGUGUUGAUUUCUUUCUAAAAAAAGUUUUUUCCGAUGACAGAUUCGAUUUGAAGCUAGCAAAACCCGUGCCACAAGGAUUUUGUUCCUGACAGAAGGUAUAAGUAGAAAACAUGGUGUCCGUCUUAGUAGUAACACAUUUUUACCAUAUUAUAAAAUACUUGGUGCCUUUCGAAGCGUCAAAAGUUAAAGGCUUACGGUAUUAUUAUUGGUCGCAUAAUCGCAAUAGUAAGAACAAUGACUUCAUCCCUUCCAAUUAUUGGCAAGAUUACACCUAAUAUUCAUUCUUAUUGGUGUACCAGCAUCCGAGGUUACAGACCCAUAGUUUGUAAUCCAUGGGUUUAUACCAUAAAGACUGGGAAAGCGGAAAUUUCGAUAAGAAAACCAAAUGGUGCUUGUUAUUCCGUUUUGAAAGUUGCCAAAAUGUAGCUGCCUUUUUAGACGAUGCAAUCUUUCUUCUAGUGCUAGUCUCAAACUGAUUUGGAAACAUUUUGUAAAACUGGUGGGUCGUUCACCCACAAGAUCAAAUUUAAUUCCUUAAACCUUUUUACACGAGAUUUUUAACUAGCUAGUUGUGUAAAAAAAAAAUUACAUCUAUUAUACCGGGCCUUAUUGUAUUCACUACUUUAUCUACCGACUUACAAUCACUUCCCACAGCUGUAACUUGAGAUGUUUCGUCAGUAUUUUUUCUUCUUAAGCCAGAUUAUUUGAGCAUCGUAAUUGUCUUGUAUCUUCUUAGAGCUUGGUAAAUCGGAGGUCAGUCCGAUUACAUUAUGCAACACUUCUUUGUAGAUGCUACAGGUGUUCCUGUAAUCAUUCUGUAUAUUUUCUAGUUAAGUACUUUGCGAAAGUGCACCGCAUUUAUUUGCCCAAUCAAACCCAGUUCUGUAAAGAGCUCAUGCUUUUAUCAGUAUAAAUGAAAGAUUUUUUUUCCUCUUUUCCUCAUUGCCUUUUCACCUGUAGGUCUUCUGCUGCGUCAGUUAUCGUCCGACCCCACCCUGAGUCAGUACAGUGUUAUUGUGGUUGAUGAGGUACACGAGAGGCAUAUUCACGGAGAUUUUCUGCUGGGUGUGUUACGGGGCUUACUGCAGGCGCGUGCUGAUCUGAAGCUUGUUCUAAUGUCUGCUACUAUUAAUAUCAGGUACAUUGUUUGGUUGCGCGAUGUACUUGGCGAAGUAAGGGGUGUGUUGAGGUGGUUCUCUUUGAAAUAGCUACAACUUUUAAUAUAUGUAAAUGACCACGUACCGUAAAUGCUUUAUUUGGUGCCCGGUUCGUUUAUUUCAAUGUCAUUAGUAAGCACUUAUUCCGCGAAGAGGGCCUUUAUUUCGUUCUCGAAAUAUUUUUCAAGCUAUCGUCAGCUGUGCAUAGGUAAUUUAGCGCAAACGUGUCUCUUUUCAGUGAAUUCCACGGGUAAAAUAUAUACAAUGUAGGAGAGGAGGGGAGAAGUUCCUCCUGGGCCUUUCACUAGUGCCACCACAACGGUGAGCACUCCCUGUUCGUACAGAUGAGAGGUUGGUCAAGUAGACUGGCUCCAGGUCAGUGCAGACGGUUUUCGCGCAAUUUUUUUUUCGAUCCGCAUUCUCCAUUAUCUUGGAGCCUGGAACAAGCUAUGCGAGAAUAAUUUGAAAAUAGCAAAAAUGGGCAUGAGAUGAGAAACAAUCAACUCACACAGGUUGCAAUCAGAAAUUUUUUUGUUUUUGUUGUUGUUGUUGUUGUUGAUUUUACUGAUUUAGUUAGACAAUGAGGUAACAUUUGUUCUGCUUCUGUUUAUAAUAGCUUGUUUGCGGGCUACUUCAUUGGAGCCCCGGUGAUUCAGGUCAGUACUUCAUGUAUGAUGAUGUCAUCAUCUGAAUCUUUACUCCCAUUCGCCACUUUAUAAAAUAGAAUGGAACUGGAACCGAAAUUCGUCCCGCAAUUGAUUGUGGGAUCGUUACUGGGGAUUUACCUGUCCCUAGUAACAGUCCCAGAAGUCUUAGCUCGGACCAGGUUCCAUCUUGUUUUUAAAGUGGCGAAGGACGAGCGUGACGUAAAACUCAGAUGACUCUGAGGUAAAUCGCUAAUUUCUAUUAAACUAUCUCUAAUGCAGAUCCCAGGCCGACUAUUUCCCAUCGAAGUGCGCUACCAACCAACAAAAGUUGAGGUAUUUGUGACUUCUAUUUCCUUAAUUUGUUUCUUCGAUUGCUUUUCUCUAGCGCAAAUUGUUGAUUAAUUUUCUUAUUGUUUUUCGCCCUAUUAAGCAAGUUUCCAGCAGUUCAAGUCGUUCGGAGAGACUGGAUCCCUCCCCUUACCUCAGAAUUAUGCAGCUUAUUGAUCAUAAGGUUAGUUAUUGGCCUCUUUAAUAAAAGUAUAUUCGACUUAAGGAGACAAUGGUGUAAUUUCUGACGUGCUUCAGUUUAAAUAUGUAGUAGCGUAGUAAACGCGUUUACACGUCAAUGUCUUCCGUGUUGCUCGUCACGUGUGGCGCGAGUCUUUUCGAAUGAAAUUAUGUUCUUGUCAAAAACACAAUAGUAAAAACAAAUAAUAUUAUAAUUAUAAAAAUUUCCUUCGAGCCGGAUUCGAACCAGCGACCUAAGGAUAACUUCAUGUACUCUACAAUCCUCCGCUCGACCAACUGAGCUAUCGAAGAAAUCGCGAGUAGCGGUGAGUAAGUCCAAGACAGAAAUCGUCCACCAUAGGCUCUAGUUUUGUUUUGUUUUUUUUUUAUUCUGGUUUUGUUGCAUUAUUCCCAUAUCCGUCAAGAGAGUUACCUGGAAAAACAGUAAACUAAUCUGGACGUUAAGACGACUACAGUGCUCCAAGCUCAGGAAGCUCAAAUUGCCUUUUGGCAACCGAAAAUUAUAGAAUGGUCGCCAGACAUAUAAUAUUGUUUGCUAGGAAAAAUAUGAUCACAAUAGCCACCGAACUUUUGCACUCAUAUUUGGAGGGGCACGCGAUAUCCCCCGGAGGGGAGGGUACUCCCUAUUAUGGCCUGUAGGGGGAGGUUCCGCCCGAAAGGGGUAUCUUUUUGAGGGUUUAAGGCGUUAGACCUUGGAGCGAAGCCUCCCCGUAUGAGUCACCCCCCUCUCCACGGAGCGAUAUCACUUAAAGCCCGGGCAGCCAAGGUGAAAAGUGAAUGGUAAUGAAAAUUGGAGCAUAACAUUUCGCGUAAAUCAAUUCACCCUAAUUUUUGGAGGACCAUAAACUAAUUAAAACACUGCAGCUUGGCAUAUUUCCGCCAAACACAGGUCACCAAAUUGACGAUUCUCGCUGAAAUUUUAGGCCCUAUCCACACGAAUCCGGACAUUUUUGAUAGCGCAUAUUUUGUUAUAAGGAUAUGUGCUGACGUGGCCUUGUAGUUGCCAUUUUUUCUGUUCGUCAUAAUGGCCGCAGCUUGAAGUGUUGGACUGGGAGCAAAAAAACGUUGUUUUAAACUAGUAGCAAUCUUAGAUUAGGAAGCGCGUUCGAGUUUUCUUAGUUGUGCUGUUAGUUUUCAUGGAUCCUUUAAACAACAUGGUAAAUGAAACUUACCCGCAGAGCAAAAGAAACGGCCAAAAUCCUCGUAGCAAACGAAACUUUGCUCAAACACUCUCCUUAGACCCUUGUUUUAAGCAGGGGAGACCGAACAUUAGAGAAACUUGCUUGGCAAUCUCGUUCGCAGAGUCUGCGUCGGUUGACCUCGUGGUAAUAUGGACUUUAAGAUUCAACGACGCGACGGUAACGAGAACCUCUGAAGAACAAUAGGUUUAGGGCCUGUUUACAUGGAGUGGGGGACCCCGGUCUAGUGGGGUUGGUUUCUUUUGUUUUCACGCUCUUUGGGACACAAAACAAAAGAAACCUACCCCACUAGACCGGGGUCCCCCACUCCGUGUAAACAGGGUCUUAAUAAGCAAAACAACAACUUUGCACGUGCUUUACGCUUUUUUGUACAUUUUUUUUACCGUUUUUGCGUGACUACGACGUGAAAAUGCCUAAUUUCGUGUUAUAAUGGAGAAUGUAAACAAGCAAUGAGGAAAUUUUAUUUCGCUUUCUGAACUUGAAUAUGGCCCUUUGGAAUUCAAAUUCAGGAGGGUUCGCGUACAGUUGAAAAAAAAAAGGUAAGUAAGUAGGGAUAAUCGCGAUAAAGACUGAAAGAACGCAAAUUCACUUUUUAAGCGACGUUCUCUUUGCUGUCAUGUCGUUGUAUUUUAAAGUCCCUAAUGACUCUGUAAGAGCGCAUUACGUCGUAAAUUCAAGAUGACGACGAAAACGUCUCAAAUAUUUGACCAAACAAAUGAAUGUGAAACUGAACAACUCCCUCAAUGUGCCUGGUAACGGCGCAACGAAAUGGGUAACCGCGCCUGAAGACUAUGAUUACGUUCAUAACUAUCUUAAAGUUGUACGGGAUAAUUUUGUCAACAUUCUCUGCUCAAUCUAACCUUUUUUCGACCAUAGGUUAUUGUUACAAAUCACACGCCGGAAUAUUUGUGCCGUAAACAGAGUUUACUAGGUGGAGAAUAUCCUUUCCCUCCCCUCCACUGCCAUGUUACUCCCUCCUUCCUCUCCCUGAGUGAUUGGGUGAAUCGACAUCUUGUCAGUUAUUAUCUAUCUAUUUAUUGAUUCACUUAUUAAUCAAUUAAUUUUAGAAAUAUUGUUCAAAUAAGGCCGUAAACUGCUUUUCUACAAAAAUAAAAUUGGAAUCCAAGCUUUCGCCGAUUAAAGGCAUGAUCAGGGAUGGAAAAAAAUAUAUGUAUGUAAUAGGUGUAAGGUAAAAUGUGUAAAAGCGUAAAAAUGAUGCAGUUUAGGGCCUCAUUUCAACAAUUUUUUUAUUUUCAAUCAUGCUGCUAAAGGACAACAUAAAGAUAAUUAAUUAAUUAGUUAAUUAUGUAUUUAGUAUUUAUCAAUUCAUUUUGAACUAGGCAUCACACUUGGGAGGGAUUUCUUUUUCCUUAACAGUACCGUACACGUUCUUAGACCUUUAUUGUCUUUUUACCCCUAUAAGAAUAAGAGAACUGAACUAGAUAAAGUAUACAGCUUUGUAAAUGAAGGUCAUGUACAGUACAUGGACGGGGGGUACACGGUUUUAGUAUUUGACCAGCCUCAAGCGCCGGGAAAACGGUUGCAACAUUGUUGGCCAACAACUCCCAACAUUGUUCGAUGUUACGUGUUGCGUCCGUUUGCACACCCUGUUGCUUGUUGUUGCGUGUUGUUGGGAGUUGUUGCGCAAAGAUUGAAACUGGUCAAACGUUCAGCUAAGGGCCAUCAAUGUUGGGACUUGUUGCGUCCGUUUCACCUAGAUUUAGACUUAAGCUUUCUUAAAACGUUUCUUAUUGCUCCUGUUUUCACAGUAUCCUUCUUCUGAGCGCGGCGAUGUUUUGAUGUUUCUUAGUGGUAUGUCGGAAAUUUCGGCUGUUGUUGACGCCGCAAGGGAAUAUGCACAGCGGACUCGCCGGUGGGUUGUACUGCCAUUGCAUAGUUCACUGUCAGUGGAGGAACAAGACAAGGUAAAAACUGGCUUUUCUUAUUGCGACAGAAGAAAGCUUUUACAUCAGAUAAGGACUGGUUUGGAGCACCACCACCAUGGCGGAUGUAGCCUGCGUAACAAGCGUUUCCGUGCGGUUUCGGAGCAAAAAACGAGGAACGAGGGUCAAAGACAGCGACGAGUUUCUCGGGCGGCUAAAACCAAAAGUCCUGUUCCUCUGUCUUUCUUUGCUUUGAAACCUAACGGAAACGCUUGCUACGUAGGCUAUGACGGAUGUGGCAUCAAGUGAAUAGACUCCAUUGUUGUUCCCCUGUUCCUCCCGUUCCCCUUUGUUCCUCCGUUCCCCCUUGUUCUCCUGUUCCCUUGUUCCCCCUGUUCCCCCUUGUUGCCCGUUCCCUUAUUCCCCUGUUCCCCCAUGUUCCCCCUGUUCUCCUGUUUUCCCUUAUUCCCCUUGUUUCCCUGUUCCCCUUGUUACCCUGUUCCCUUUGUUCUCCUGUCACCCCUUAUUCCACUGUUUCCCCUGUUCCCCUUGUUCCCUUGUUCUCCUGUCUCCUGUUCCCUUGUUUCUUUGCUCCUCUGUUCCCCUGCUCCCCUGUUUCCACUUCUCCCUGUUUUCCAGUCUCGUGUUCCCUGUUUCGUUGUUCCCUUUUUCCUCUGUUUCCCUGCUCCCUUGUUCACUUUGUUCUCCUGUUCCUCUUGUUCCCCUGUUCCCUUUGUUGCCCUUGUUUCCUUGUUUCCCUGUUCCUCUUUUGCCUUGUUCUCCUGUCUUCUGUUCCCCUGUUCCUUUGCUCCUCUGUUACCCUGUUCCGCGAUCCACGACCCACCUACCCACGCGAUUUAGCCAUCCUCGCUUUGAUAAAUAUUUCACUCAUUAUAUUUUCUUUUCUCUAGGUGUUUGAUGUUUCUCCGGAAGGAGUGCGCAAAUGCGUUGUGUCCACGAACAUCGCGGAAACUUCCAUCACUAUUGACGGCAUUAGAUUCAUUGUAGACUCUGGAAAGGUACAUACAUACAGGUUUCUCAGAGACGUAUUAUGAUCCGAACAGGCUAACCCCUCAUUGAAUUGUUCAUUACUGCAGGUAAAAGAGAUGAGUUAUGAUCCCGAGGCUAAAAUGCAGCGACUCCGUGAAUUCUGGAUCAGUCAAGCCAGUGCUGAGCAGCGUAAGGGCAGGGCAGGUGAGACAGGUUCUUUGUCGAGUUUCAGAGAAAAGGGGUAGCCCCUUCUAAAAACCGUGAAUAUUAAGCAAUAAUCGCGUGAGAUUUUUGUGAUACCAGGAAUUAUCGAGGUCGAGGUGAGUGUUAUCAGCCUCGGCCGAAAACAUUAACUCCAGGCCGUUAUUUUUUCGGAUACUCAUAAACCGAAUCUAAUAACUGUUUCAUUAAUUCUUCUGAAGAAAUUGUCGAAAAACAUACCGUCGUCGCUGCUCUUGGAAAUCAUGUAUUGCGCGCGCAUUCCACAGCUACGUCAGUCAUCCGCUAGUAGAUAACUACAGUAUCUAAUCUGUAGGUUGCGCUGCUAUCCAAAAUUAACUAUAAGCUCUCAGCCAAUGAUUACAAUGUACAAAUUUAGAUGGACGAGAAAGUACACUCUUGAAAUGUUUUUUAAAAUGUUUGUGAUUUGGCAACUUUUAAUUCAAUAUUUUCCCUAUCUUUUCAAUGCUGUUUGAUGAUUUUUAAAGCCUGGUUCCUCUUUGGGAACUUUGAAAUAUACUUUUUAUUCAAUUCUCACAACAAGCACUUAAUUCGGACUCUUGAAACUCGUUUAAGAUACAUUUAGGUAUUGUGGGAUGUAAAAUGUGUAAAUUGCUCCAUCACUUUGAUUUCUUUUCUCGUCUUUUCAUUGAUCGACGUCCUUGUGGAAUUUAUUUCAUGACGCACUUAUUCACUUAUUAAUUUUCCUAGUUGCAAUGCAAUGUUUAAUUAAUUCUUUCCCUCUUCUCCCCCUCAGAAUUAAUAAAAAAUUCUUUAAAAGUUCUCAAAAAUAUUCCAAAAUUACCUGAAAAUGUACAUAAAAUCUAAAAUAACAUAAAAUUAAAAAUUCAUAAAAUUGAAAAAUACAGAAAAUCAAAUAAUACACGUAAUACUGUGAUACACGUAAUACACGUAAUACUGUGAUACACGUAAUACACGUAAUACUUAAUAAUGACUAUAUCAACACAACUGGGACCUCCCUGUUUGGUUUCCUCUUGAGCUCGCUAAGUGAUAUUGAAUUUCAAGUGUUUGAGCUAAGGGAGUUACAUGUCUUAAGUGCAUGAUAGAAAAAGAAAUGUUGCGCUGUCUUGUUUAUACUUUGUUUGUGAUGUAUUUCAGGUCGUACAGGUCCAGGUGUGUGCUUUCGUUUGUAUUCAGAAAGUGACUACCACGCCUUUUCACAGUACACCACUCCUGAGAUCCAUCGGGUGCCCCUGGACUCCAUUAUCCUCCAAAUGGUGUCCCUCGGUAUCACCCACAUUCGGGAGUUUCCAUUUAUAGAACCGCCUCCUGCCUCGAAUGUGGAAAAUUCAAUCCACUUUCUUAAACAGCAAGGCGCGCUGACAGACAGCGAGAACUUGACUCCCAUUGGUCACAUGCUGGCCCAGUUGCCUGUUGAUGUCGUCGUGGGAAAAAUGCUGCUGAUUGGUUCGGUUUUUCACGUGAUUGAGCCCGUGAUGGUUAUUGCCGCGGCUCUUAGUGUCCAGUCUCCUUUCACUCGAAGGCUCGAUCAUGAUCCGGAUGUGACGUCACUGCGGCAGCACUUAGAGUCUGAUCAUGGCGACCCCUUUACUCUGCUGAAUGCUUAUGACGAGUGGUUACAGGUGAGACCUUUUUAACCAUAUAACGUAAAGUACCCUCAGAAAGAGCCGUGGAAAAGCACAUAGAUAUCACAUUUUUUCUAUAUCAGUAAAGCUGUUAUCGUCGCAUAAAAAUAGAGCAGCAAUUUUGAUGGUAACGAUUAGCCGGAAUAAACGAGAGAAGUUUUUUUAUUCUGUAAGGCAUUUUUCGUUGAAAGCACGCAUAUACUUAUACAAUACGGUAAAAAAACUCUGCCUCUCUUUUGCUCAGCGACCCGUGUAAAUGUAUUUUAGAAACAAAGCGAAUGACUGCAGAGUGUUUAUGGAAACUCCAGUCAUGAGCCGCUCAAAAUACAUGUAUGUAGCACACAUACCGCAGUGGUAAGAACCUUUGUGUCUGAUAAUUGAUAUUGCUAACAAUGUGCUUAACUGGCAGUAGCUGAAACACUGUUGUCUACAACGUUUUGACUUUCCAGAUAAAAAGCCGUAAAGGCUUGUCAAGAAAAUGGUGCAGACGGCGAGGUCUAGAAGAACAACGCUUCUAUGAAAUAUCGAAACUUAAGCGCCAGUUUGAGCAGUUACUUCGGGAUCAUCGUUUGAUCGAACAAAACGAGCGAGAUAAAGAUGAGUACGAGCUUGAUCGUGAGGAGGAUAAAUGGCGCAAGUUAAAGAAGCUAAAACGAGACCAUCGGAAGUCGUCGAGGAAGACAAAGAUGCUGAAACUCGACGAAGACGGUUGCAGUGAAAGUGAAGACAAUAGUGCGUCUGACAUUCGUGACCUUGAGUUCAAACUGACGCACGACCUUGACAAACUGCAGGCCGGGAGUGCAGCUAGACGCAGUUUUACGCUGCGAGAAAUAAAUCUUCUUAAGAUCAUUCUCUGCAGUGGAUUGUACCCCAACCUUGCCGUUGCCGAUGAAGGCAAUUCAGGGAAGAGGGACUCCGAACAGCUCUUUCACAGUCAAUCAAAGCAGUUUCUUCUUAUUCACCCCACCAGUGUGUUUGCUACCCGCCCGGACAUCUUGCUGCCCAUUGAAGCCCCGACAACUCAACCCACACCAUCCAAGCAACAGACCCAGUCUUCUAGCAACCAUCAGCUGCUAACAUUUGUUUCUCUCUUAGAAACUAACAAGCCAUAUUUGGUUAAUGCCAUGCGCGUGCCAGCUCUCCAAACUCUUCUGCUUUUUGCGCAGAGCUUGGAUACUAACGCUGAUCUAACUCGCUUUGUUGUCGACUGCUGGAUUGAAAUCUGUCUCCCAGACAGCGCUUCGGGACACAAAGUACUUACCGCUGUUAUGCAGCUACGUGUAACGUGGGCGCUCCUGAUAAAGCUUCGUUUUGUUGUAAGUGAAGACACGGAAAGGGAAGAACGUAGUUCAGCAACUCGACGUAACAAAGAACGCGACCUGGAGCAUGUUUUGGCGAAGAAGCUCGCCGAAUUUCUUGAUAGCGAUGUUCGUUACUCGCUUCGACGCCUUCUGCCAUCUGAAAGCCAGCAUUUGUACUUCGGUCCGAUUAGGCAAACGGAGGAGUACGUCGAAUUUAAGGGAGAGUUCUCUUUCGCAGCUGCCUCGGAGCCACAUCCAGUCAAAGGAGGCUUUCGUGUGAAUGAUUAUCUAACCUACAACUGCCUUCAAGACACCCUUAUGGCCGAGGCUGCUUCAGCCGCAGCUCAAUAUAUUGCUAAACAUUGGCGCUGCGAGAAAUGUGGAAAGAAAAUGUUGGUAACUGUCUUGGAAAGAUUGCAGCAUCAAGAAGAAUGCCAGCAUGAUGAGCCCUCAGGCGACUCAGCGGUCAGUGACCCAGGGCCCACGCAGUCGCAGACGAAAAACAAAGAAUCUGCAGCCGAGUCGUCUAUUGAACGUUUAAGGAACCCUUACUAUUGCAGCACGUGUCAGCAGCAAUUUUCUUUUACAAGUACUGAGAUUUUAAAGCAUAAAAGAUCUCAUGCUGCAGCCACUUAAACUUCUAUGGCGUUUGUUGUAGGCCGACCCUAAUAGUUCAUUUCGAAACGUGUCGAGCAGUGCUAUUCCUGCCUGCCUAAUAUAAGCCUUUAUCGCUUCUGGGUAGUCAGACAUAUUGCCGUAGCUCAUUAUAGUAUAACCUUCUUGCCCAAGCGAAUACGAAAGUAGACAACUGAGCAACUUUGGGGUUAAUCUAAGAACUUUUCUGAUCAUCUCCCUUUUUAGAAAAAUCUCCAUUAGGCCAGGUAUUUAACAUCUUAGGACUCACAUCAAAAGAAGAAACUUUCGAUUAUUCAUGUAAUAACACUAACAGAAGUCGCUUAAAAAUUGAAACAACGUUUUGAAGCCCCGUUAUAUUAGUCAUCAAAUCCUAUUACUAAACACAUUGGUGUCGUGUAGCUUAAACUUAAGAC